Messenger RNA from Linum trigynum, 2319 nucleotides. NCBI's taxonomy places the organism in Eukaryota, Viridiplantae, Streptophyta, Magnoliopsida, Malpighiales, Linaceae. The record is from the annotation of a GenBank genome assembly.
AUGAAGCUUCUUCUCCACUUCUUCUUUUCAACCCUUUUUGCCACUCUUCUUCUCAAACCUAUUCAUGCAUUCAAAACUUCCUCCUAUGUGGUGUACUUGGGAGCUCACUCCCAUGGCUCGACUUCUGAUUCGAGUCUCGUCGAACAGGCUCAUUUCGAGUUCCUCGAACCGUUCCUAGGCAGCCAUGAACAAGCUCGAGACGCCAUAUUCUACUCCUACACGAGGCACAUCAAUGGCUUCGCGGCCAAUUUAGAUGACCAAGUUGCAGCUGAGAUUGCCAAACACCCGAAGGUAAUAUCAGUGUUCUUGAACAGAGGCAGGAAACUGCACACGACUCACUCAUGGACAUUCCUGGGGCUGGAGGAGGAGAAGGGUUUGGUUAGCUCGGGAUCCAUUUGGAAGAAGGCAAGAUUUGGUGAAGAUACAAUUAUUGGAAACCUCGACACUGGAGUAUGGGCGGAAUCCAAAAGCUUUAGCGACCAAGGGUUGGGACCGAUUCCUUCAAAGUGGAAUGGAAUUUGCCAAAACGAUAGAGACCCUCAAUUCCACUGUAACAGGAAGUUGAUAGGAGCAAGGUACUUCAACAAAGGCUAUGCAUCAGUAGUACCGGGAGGCAAUCUAGGCCCUACCUUCUUCUCCCCAAGGGACCCAGAUGGCCAUGGCUCCCACACCCUCUCUACAGCAGGUGGAACAUUUGUCUCUGGAGCAAGUGUCUUUGGAUUCGGCAACGGUACGGCCAAAGGAGGCUCGCCAAGAGCCAGAGUAGCAGCUUACAGAAUCUGCUACCCACCAGUCAAUGGUAGUGAGUGCUUCGAUGCAGACAUAAUUGCUGGAUUCGAUGCAGCCAUCGCCGACGGUGUCGAUGUGCUGUCUGUCUCCCUCGGCAGUGAACCGACUGCAUUUUUCAACGACAGUGUGGCAAUUGGGUCGUUUCACGCGGUGAACAGUGGGAUUGUUGUCGUUUGCUCUGCAGGCAACUCUGGCCCGGUCGAAUCGACUGUGUCCAAUGUGGCGCCGUGGGAGAUUACUGUUGGUGCUAGUACCAUGGAUAGGGAGUUCCCUAGCUAUGUUGUUCUUGGCAACCAUAUGAGAUACAAGGGAGAGAGUCUGUCACCUCAAUCACUUGGAAAGAACAAAUUUUUACCCAUGAUGAGUGCUGCAGAUGCUAAAGCAGCGAAUGCUACUGUUCAAGACGCGCUGCUGUGCAAGCCUGGGACACUUGAUCCCAAGAAGGUGACAGGGAAGAUCUUAGUUUGCUUGAGAGGGAUCACAGCAAGGGUUGACAAAGGUGAGCAAGCUGCCGUUGUUGGUGCAGUUGGGAUGGUGCUUGCCAAUGAUCUGAGCACUGGGAAUGAAGUCGUUGCUGAUGCUCAUAUCCUUCCUGCUUCCCAUGUCAAUUAUGGCAGUGGUCUUGAGAUCUUCCAUUACAUCAAUUCCACCAAGGAACCUACUGCAUACAUCACACCUUCAAAAACAAAAACUGGCACCAAACCAGCACCUUUCAUGGCUGCAUUUUCAUCCAAGGGACCAAACAAAAUUACCCCUGAUAUCCUUAAGCCUGACAUCACAGCGCCAGGAGUUAGCAUAAUUGCAGCCUAUACAGAGGCACAAGGGCCAACAAAUGCAGCUUUUGAUACCAGGCGAGUUCAGUUCAACUCGGUUUCUGGAACAUCCAUGUCUUGCCCUCAUGUUGCUGGCAUUGUCGGCCUUCUCAAAACUCUGCAUCCACAUUGGAGUCCUGCUACGAUUAAAUCAGCAAUCAUGACAACUGCAAGUACAAGGGACAACAAACUAGAGCCAAUCCUCAAUGCAUCCAACAUAAUGGCAAACCCAUUCAACUAUGGAGCAGGCCACAUUAGACCCAACAAAGCCAUGGAUCCAGGCCUGGUCUAUGACUUAACUAUCAAAGACCACCUGAACUUCUUAUGUGCAUUAGGUUACAAUGAUACCCUAAUUUCAUCUUUCACCCAAGAUGAUACCCACAAAUGCCCUUCCCAGCCCAUCACCCUCUCCAACUACAACUACCCUUCCAUAACCAUCCCAAGCUUCAAUGGCACAAUGACCGUGACUCGGACUGUCACGAACGUCGGCUCACCAGGCAUUUACCGGGCCCGAGUCAAGAACCCGAGCGGGGUCUCUGUGUCGGUUGAGCCAGAUGAUUUGGAGUUCAAGAAGGUUGGAGAAGUGAAGAGCUUUAGGGUUGUAUUCAAUGGUGGUAAGGUGGGUAACAUAGGGAAGGAAUAUGUGUUUGGAGGGUUGGUUUGGGAAGAUGGAAAGCAUAAGGUGAAGAGUCCAAUUGUUCUGAAAUGGUCAAGUUAG